Molecule: messenger RNA, 1749 nt
Organism: Lolium rigidum
Lineage: Eukaryota; Viridiplantae; Streptophyta; Magnoliopsida; Poales; Poaceae
Exons: 2
Coding region: 96-1376 (426 amino acids)
Molecular function (GO): protein binding
Source: RefSeq, a predicted model, not a curated record
UCCUUCUUCCCCCAAAUCCUCACACAGUCAGGCUCCUCUCCACCGCGCUAGGGUUUUUGAACCAGGCUAGAUUCAGCCAUUCAGGCGGCGGCGGGAUGGGCGGCGGCGCGGAGGAUGAGCGCCAGAUACUCGUCCACCGCCGCCAUGAGCUGACCUCGCUGCCCAUCCCCGACGAGCUCACGCUGGACAUCUUGCUCCGCCUGCCCAACCCAGCCGAUCUCGUCCGCGCCUCCGCCGCCUGCGUCUCCUUCCGCCGCCUCAUCGCCGACCGCUCCUUCCUCCGCCGCUUCCGCAAGCUCCACGCCCCGCCCCUUCUCGGCUUCCUCGAGCAGGACACCAAAGUCUUCCACCCCGUUGCCUCGCCUCACCCCUCCGCGCCGGAAGCCCGCGCCGCCGCCCUCGCCGCCGACUUCUCGUUCUCCUUCCUCCCGGCCCCCUUCGCCGCCGACUUCUCAUUCUCCCUCCUCCCCGCCCCCGCCAGGGACUGGCUCGUCCAGGACACCCGCGACGGCCGCGUCCUCCUCGACAGGCCCCGUGAGCACGGCCACGGCAUCCUAAACAGAUACAAAGUCGUCUUCCCGGAGCUGGUGGUGUGCGACCCCUUGCACCGACGGUACAUCCUGCUCCCUCCCAUCCCUGCCCACCUAGCCACCACGGUGGAGCGCCCACUCCAGGCAACAAAGCACCGUUACUGCGAGACCUUCCUCGCUCCCCCAUCGGCAUCGGCUGCGGAAGAAACGACGUCAUUCAGCGUGGUCUGGAUGGCGCAUUGCGCAACUAAGCCGGUCGCCUUUGUCUUCUCUUCCAGCACCGGUCAAUGGCGACCCGUUUCGUCACCAAGUUGGGGUGGUUCCAUUGCUGACUUGCUAUUGUUGACACAGUUGCCUCCCUUCUCCGGGCGCCAGUAUGCGUAUGGGUGCUUCUAUUGGCUCAAACUUUGGGGGGGACAGCUGCUGGAGCUUGACACUCGGAGGAUGGAGGUCUCCAUUAGUCAACUCCCACGCGAAAUCGGAUGUUCGCGUGGUGAGGAUAUAGAUAUAGCCAUUUUGGAGGCAGGGGAAGGCAGGCCCGGGAUGUUUGUGCGUUCAGAAUUCGCAAAUCACCUCGACUAUUUUGUUAGGGGGGACAAUGGUGGUUGGCAAUUUGAGAAGACUGUCUCACUGGAUUUUGACUACUUGUUCAUCGGUUCAACGGGGAGGCACUUGUUCCUAUCUAAGCGCGGAAGCUCAUCACUCGAUGCAGGCCUUUUAUCUCUGGACGUCAAGACAUUCCAUCUUGAGAGGCUGUUUGUUUCAAACUCUUUCAGCACCUCAGGGCGCAAAAUCCGCACAUAUAGCAACUUCCCACCAUCGUUAUUGUCAACACCAACAAUAUAAAAAACUAUCAAGCGGUGUUGAAAAGGGGGUUGAGGAGUUGCUGGAACAAGGCUGUGCUGCAAUGUCAAGACCACAUUCACCACGGUCAGAAUAGUGCCGAGAAUGCUGGAGGUCAGGCAGUGUUGAGGAUUAGAGAUGUUUGUCAUGUGUGGUGAUGCAACUCUUAAAAACUAAGUUGGUCCAGUAUGGUGAUUAUUGAAUUAUUUGGCUGUAAUACGGCCACCUAGAAGCUAGAUUUUGUCUGCCUUGAUCUGACAAUGGUUAAUGCGUUUGCCAGAUAAGGUAGAGAGAGAAAGAGUAUUAAGUUUCUGCACAAUCAUUAGAUUAACUAAGACUACUGUCUUUUAUAUAAUGUGGCCGUGGUUUUGCUGUA